Ooceraea biroi (clonal raider ant) is the source of this 2509-nucleotide messenger RNA. RefSeq names its product elongation of very long chain fatty acids protein baldspot. Gene Ontology annotation, biological process: fatty acid elongation, polyunsaturated fatty acid; very long-chain fatty acid biosynthetic process; fatty acid elongation, saturated fatty acid. Gene Ontology annotation, cellular component: endoplasmic reticulum membrane. Gene Ontology annotation, molecular function: fatty acid elongase activity. Lineage: Eukaryota; Metazoa; Arthropoda; Insecta; Hymenoptera; Formicidae. The record is from RefSeq and is a predicted model, not a curated record.
CCGUCCGCUCGAAACGCUCGAAACGCUCGAAACCCGGAAUCUGGCACAGUGACGACAGCAAGGACGACGCGCCACACGCACGUUACCUGCACGGCAUCGAGAAAUCGACAGAAAGUGCAACACUACUCAGCUCUCAGGCACAUUCGAGAUCUGAUACCGACCUAAUACCGAACGGCAUCAAAGAUGAAUAAGGUGGAUUAUAUGGAGGUGACCCUCCCAAACUACUCGUACAUCUUCAAUUUCGAGGAGACAUUUAGAGACUAUCACUAUGAGACGAAGCAGUGGAUGAUAAAAAACUGGACGAAUGGCUUCUACUACUGCGGACUGUACAUGAUCCUGAUAUUUGGCGGGCAACACCUCAUGGCCAGCAGGCCAAGAUUCGAACUCAGGGGUAUACUGUGUAUUUGGAACACGUUACUGGCUACCUUCUCCAUCAUCGGUUUCACCAGAACUGCGCCUGAAUUGAUCCACGUUCUCAGGCAUCACGGAUUACACCACAGCAUUUGCAUACCAAGCUUCAUCGAGCAGAAUUGCGUGUCGGGUUUCUGGACGUGGAUGUUCGUGCUGUCGAAGCUGCCUGAGCUUGGUGACACGAUCUUCAUCGUGUUGCGCAAACAGCCACUGAUCUUCCUGCACUGGUACCACCACAUCACCGUUUUAUUGUAUUCAUGGUUUUCGUACUCGGAGUAUACCGCAUCCGCACGAUGGUACGUCGUGAUGAACUACUGCGUCCACUCGAUCAUGUACAGCUACUACGCUCUCAAGGCUAUGCGGUAUCAGCCGCCCAAAAUGAUCUCUAUGGUGAUCACCGCGCUGCAGCUUGUCCAGAUGGUAAUCGGUUGUGCCAUCAACAUAUCCGCCUACCAGUACCUGGAGAGCGGCCAAGUGGACUGCCACAUCACCCGUAUGAAUAUUAGCUUCAGCUGCGCGAUGUACUUUAGCUACUUCGUCCUGUUUGCGCAUUUCUUCCACAAGACGUAUCUGGCUAGGAAGAAAACGGACAAGAAGCACUUUGCCAACAGCGCGCCUGGUCACAUCGAUUACAACGAUAAGCUCAAAGCCAAUUAAGGCGAAAUACGCGGCACAUUCGGGCGCCUGGGCGUUCCUCUCCCUUUUCUCUACUAUCUUUCCCUCUACUCUAUGCUUUCUCUCUACUCUUCUUUCUCUUUCCCAAUUUCUUUCUCACGCCGCUGGUCGACGUAGCCAUACGACGUAUCCAGGAUCUAUCGUGCUAGGAUAUAAGGUGCGUUCUCUCGGCUUUAACGACUUCUAGGAUUGACGCGGUUCAGUGACACCUGAACUGCUGGGCUAAUGAAGCUUUCUCGAACUGUGAUGCGAGUUUUCGAAUCGAAUAAUGGUACUACAUAAUUCGUAGUGCUAUUUAAACAUUUACAUUAGUUGUUUCAUCAAACAAGUUUGUUAAUUAGAUAUGUAAAGAAUUGAUUGGUACGAUUGUAUUUUUGUACUUUCAGUUAAUUUGUACUUAAAUUGUUUUUAUGUUACUUCUAUUAAUAACAAUAGAAUGUGUAACAUGUACUCUCUUUUUUCACUCUUAUGAAAGAGAUUUCUGCGGGUCCUUGAAAAUGUAAGUUUGGCUGUGCAUGCAUCGGAAUCUUUGGAUUCCGGAACAUGGAAUUGUUGACGUUCAUUAUUAAAGUUACAUAGAGCCUAAAGAGCACACGGAACUAUUUUCAAUCCAUAGGUGAUAUAUAUAGAUAGAGCUAUAAAACACACACACACACACACACACACAUCUAAAUUAAUUUUAGGAUUCGUAUAUACACGUGUAUAGAAGAAUUCAUACACAUUGUAGGAAUAACGAAAUCCAAAGUUUAUUAAGAUUCGAGAAAUCAGAGUUUUUAAAACUUCUCAGAUUCUAGAAGCCGUAAAAGUCCUCUAGAAGUCAUAGAUCUUGGGUGCGAUGUUUCUCAGGAUCCUUACAUCCUAGGGUUCAUCAGGUAGGACUUCUGGAAUGCAGAAACCGCAUAUAAAUACUCGAGUCCUUAGAUCCCAAGACAAUUAAGAUAUGCAUUUCUCUCAGGAUUCUUAGAUCCUAAAACUACAGGACCGAGUAAGAACGAUGAAUUCGUACAUCUUCGAGUGUAUAGAACCUAAGAUUUACAUUACACGGGAUCUUUAGAUCCUACGAUCCGUCGAUCCUAGUGUCUAGGUUUUCUCAGGAUCCUUAGGGCGUAGGGUACAUAGAUUCUAAUCAAGGAUCCAUAGCCAAUUAGCGUUCGUCUAUACGCGGAGGGCAUCUCGAAGAGGAGGUUCGCUCGCGAGAAGCGGCGAUUCUCCUUUUCAUUUUUUUAUAUAAUAUAUGUAAUUUAAUAAAGAGCUACUUUCACAUGUGUACUGUGGAAGCGCGUGCAUGCGCGUUCGUGCAUGCGCGUUCCUCAGGCCCGACCGGCUGUUGCACAAUUGUUAUUAUGAUUUUGUUACUAUCUAUGACUAUAUCUUUUGCAAUUGAAUAUUGAGAUAUUAUUUAAUAAUAAUUUAUAAGAUCAGA